AUGUAUGGCGAUGGAACUAUGAUCAAUCAGGUUUGUUUAGAGUUUCAAGUCUUAAAAAAAAUACUAAGUUCACAUAAUAGAGUUCAGCCCAUUAGAGUAUUUGAUUGGAAUAACUGGGUACCGAAGAAGGUGGCAAUUGUGGCAUGGAGAGCGGAAAUGGAACGGUUACCGACUAAAUGUGCACUAUCGAAUCGGAACAUCAAUGUUCAGAAUCGUUUUUGCUCAUUAUGCGGUGAUUUUGAUGAGACUAGUGAACAUCUACUUGUGGCGUGUCAUUUUGCCCAAGUCAUCUGGAAAAAUAUUGCGUAUUGGUGUAAGAUACCUCUAAUCAUUGCUUUUGACAUUAAGGAUCUUCUAGUCUUGCAUGGGUUCAGUCCGGGUUCGAGGAAAAGGAAAAAAACUCUAUAUGCUAUCAUUCUAGUAGCAAUUUGGAGUAUUUGGAAAAUGAGAAACGAGGUUACAUUUGGACAAGCAAUUCCGAACACCACAAAAGUUCUAGACGAGGUGAAAUCAAUGGCCUUCUUGUGGGUAAAAAAUCGGUCAAAGGAGGUGACUCUAUCGUGGGAAAAUUGGAGUCGGUUUAGUAUCUUUAGCUAA
Messenger RNA from Helianthus annuus (common sunflower), 597 nucleotides. RefSeq lists its product as uncharacterized. The record is from RefSeq and is a predicted model, not a curated record. Bases 1 to 597 code for a protein of 198 amino acids. Lineage: Eukaryota; Viridiplantae; Streptophyta; Magnoliopsida; Asterales; Asteraceae. The transcript has a single exon.